Molecule: messenger RNA, 5813 nt
Organism: Coregonus sp. 'balchen'
Lineage: Eukaryota; Metazoa; Chordata; Actinopteri; Salmoniformes; Salmonidae
Source: the annotation of a GenBank genome assembly
AUGUCACGUUGUCCCCCGAAGUCUAAAGGUGAGAAGAAAAAAACUAUUUUGGCAUUAUCACACAUUUCCCACCAUAUGAAAAAUAUGAACAAUGUCAUGUCAUGAUUUUGCAGAUUUAAUAGAUCCAAUGUUCUUCUUACAGAGAAUGUUGCUGAGGAAGACACUUCUGCUGAGCUCUCUGUUGGUGAGCUGCUGGCCAGAGCCAACAGCGAUCUCAGUAAGUUGGCACUAUGUUCAAUGCUCAAGGAUUAAAGAGCAUUUUAUGACUAGAGUAACCUGUUCUACGUGUUCUAUUCUCAAGCCCCCGAAGCUGAUGAGCCUACUCUGAUGGGAGACAUUGCCAUGCCCUCUGAGAAGAACGCUGACCCCUGCACCGGCCGCGGGUGUAUGUGGCAAAAGUACAGUGAUGGAAGAAUCUGGGUGCCCUAUGUCAUUGCCAACCACUUCUGUAAGUGUUCACUUUCGUGUACAUUUAAUUUCAUAUGUUGAGAUAUUGUACAAGCGAUACAAUAAUUUGACUAUCUCUUGUUCUUAAUUUGAUCUCUACAACAGCAUCUCGCGAAGUAGCCAUCAUUCAGCGUGGUCUUGACUCCUUUGCCGAAACUACCUGCAUCCGCUUCUUCCAGCGCCAGAAUGAGAGGGACUAUCUCAGCAUUGAGAAUCGCAGCGGGUGAGCCUGAAUAUAAAUAACAUAAUUAAACAAUUAGAAUAUUACAUCAACACAUAGUUUAUUGAAUUUCCCAUUGAGGAUCAUCCAUACAAUAAUUGUUUUUGCAAACCUGCCCGCUUCCUUUAUCCUUCAUGAUUUACCUUUAUCUUUCAUUAGCCUGAAGUUUUCUGAACCUUAUGCUGCGUUCGUAACAAAGUGGGAAGUGGAGACGACAAAACAUUAUUUAUAAACAGCCAUCUAUUAAUAUGGUUUUUGAACACUAUAAUUAGUUUACAAGCAUGAUAGCUGUACUUUUAGUUUAUGGUUUACACAAGUUGUUGGCCAUUAGACAAUCAGCGUUUCUCAACGAGUUCAAAGCCUGUAAAUGCAUCCAACUGGUAUUCAUGACUUCACAACUGGUAAAUUACCACCUCCCACUUGGUUAUGAACACAGCAUUACUGAACUGACUACAUACAUCAUUAGGAUAUUUUCUGCCAUUGGAUUUAAUGUUCCGCCUUGAUCCUCCGCUGCCCUAUAUCCUCAGCUCUAGAAUUUCAAUAACAUCAUUAAACAAUUAUGUCACAUCAACACAUAGUUAAUUGAAUUUCCCUUUGAGGAUCAUAAUCCAUUAUCCUGAGGUUUCCUAAAACACUUACAAUGAAUUAGAUGAUUAGGGUAGGCCCUAUUUCUGGCCUUGGAUUGGUGCACCUUGACCCUCCUCUGCUCUUCUUCCCAGGUGCUACUCUUAUGUUGGCCGUCAGGGUAAUGCCCAGACUGUGUCUCUGGCCCGUCAGGGCUGCCUGUACCACAGCACCGUCCAGCAUGAGCUCCUCCACGCCCUGGGCUUUAACCAUGAGCAGACCCGCAGCGACCGUGACAACCACAUCCGUGUCGCCUGGGAGAACAUCAUUGAUGGUUUGAUACCUUUAUCCUGUUUCCCUUUCACUGACAUGAAUUUCUAAUGAUACGAAAUGGAGUGCCUCUAUCUCACUGAUAAUUCUAACAAUAGACACUGGGUUUUUAAAUGUGUGACUUCUUUGGGGUUGCAUAUAACUUGUCAGCACGCCUGCUUUUACUUUUUGUUUGUCCAGCUGUAACGUUAGUGUAAUCUAUAGACUCCACACUUGAGGCCUAUAGAUCAGUAGUUCCCAACCUUUUUUCUCUGGAGCCCCCCCCCUACUUGUAUCUAAGAAAAGCUGAGCCUCCCCCCAAAAAAAUUAUAAUAAAGUGAUUCAUUCCAAAUCUUUAUUGGCAAAAAUGUACAUCAAUUAUAGUUUUUAUUUCCUUUUCUCUUUGGUUUGCCCUGGUUAUCUUUGUGUAUAAUCAACUGUAGGCCUAUACACACACAUUGUUACCAAAAUAAUAAUAAUGAUUCAUUAUCAGUGUAAUAAGUGAUUAACAGCACCUAUAUAGCUCUGUCCUAGAUCUUCCUCAGACCAAUUAACUGAAACGGGGCAGUUUGUUGCAUACACACAUGCACAUCAUGUGAACACUGGUUUUGACACAGCUAUAAUGUAUGUGUUAUAAAAAUAACAAUAAGUAACAAUAACAAACAGUACGUUACAAUCAAUAACUUGUUCCUUCCUUAAAAAACGAAUGGCCACCUUGGGCCUGCAUACCUCUGACCAGGGAUGGGAUGUCAGGUGUGAUGCUAGUGACAGCCAGCCUAAAGUCCUGGUGGACAUCGAGCCUGUUAAGGGCAUUUGUUUUUAUUGUUACAAGCGCGCUGAAGGCCGUCACAGACAGGUAUGUAGUGCUGAAUGGUAGAAUAACCCUUGUAGCUGCGUGUUUGGCCAGUCUGGGUGCAACAGCGUGUCCUUUGACAAUCCAAAACAUUUUGUAUCCGUUCUCGUGGAAAUAUUUAUUUGACAUAGAAUCGGCUUGAAGGACAGCAAGCUCAUCUUCACAGCCGAGGUAUUCCACAUCCUCGAGACUGCAAAUAUAAGGUUCCAUCACCCACGAUUCCUUUGAUAAGUAUUCGUCAACAUCGGCAAAACGGGAUUUAAUUUCCUCCCGAAGCAUGUUCAUGUUCCUGGUAAACUCAGUGCGUAAAGACGCAGGCACAGUGCCACCAGACUGUUUCAUCAGCAGUGGAGACUGUUGUAGCUCCCCUUUUGACAUUUUUCCAACUCUGUACUCCAGUUUCCGCACAAAAGCUCGGGAGAGUCUUUGCACUGCAUGACGUUUGAUUCAGGACCCUGCAUCCGCUUGUUUGUCUCAUUGUAGAGAGUGAAUGUAUCCGCUAGGUAUGCCUUUUUGAUCUAAAACGCAUCAGUCAGCUGUUCGCACAGUCGUCGAUUGUGAUCUUGCAAGAAUUCCUUAAUUUUUUCAUGCAGUUCCAUAAAACGCACAAGCACUUGUCCACGUGACAACCAGCGUACCUCUGUGUGUAACAGCAGUGUUUGAUGCGCUUCAUCCUCACACAGCUGGGCAAACAGUCUCUUGUUAGUAGGGCGAGCCUUAAUAAAGUUGACAACUUUAACAACAGUUACCAGGGUGUUACUAAGGUCUUCCGAAAGUUUUUUACUGGCCAAUGCUUGGCGAUGUAGCAUGCAGUGGAAAAUUGCGCACCCCGUGGCUUUUAAAUCGGCUGUUAAAUCCCUUGUUUUUGCCCAUCAACGCUGCAGCCCCAUCAGUGCAGCAUGCAACAAUAUUCUCGUUGGUCAGAUUGUUGGACGAGAGAUAUGAGUCCAUAGCUAUAAAAAUAUAUUGGCCUGUUGUUGUUGUGGCUAGAUUGGUAGACAUAAGAAUGUCUUGUUUCAAGUCAUCACCAUCAAUAUUUUGCACGGAUUCGACUGACACUGUUGUUGUUUCAUCCAACUGAAGGGAACAUUCCUAAGCUUCUCGUGCAGCUGGUUUUAACAAUCUCCAGCCAUUUUAUAAAUUCUGUCUUUGACAGUGUUGUCAGAGAGUGGGACGGUUCUCACUGUAUCCACCACCUGUGGGCCACACAGCCUCUCUACAAUGUUCUUUUAUUCAUAAAAUAGUGAUGCUCUGACUGCAGGAAAAACAAGCUGCUAGCUGAAACGGAUUGAGUGCGGGUCAUUGAUGUGCACAAUUUUUUUCCGGGGAAUUACUGCUUUUACGUUUCUCUGUCAUUAUUGUUAUUUUUUAGAUUGGCCUUGGCAUUGCAAACAUAUGAUUUUUAAUAACAUUUAAAAAUGUAUUAAUUUUACAAUUAAAUUAUAGUGGAAAAUGUUAUGCAUGUUUGACCCCAAAGCAAAUGAGAUCACGCGCCCCCCCCUCCCCCCCGUGAACUCUGGCGCCCCCCUAAGGUGGGCGCGGACCCCAGGUUGGGAACCACUGCUGUUUUUGUAUGGAGGUCAAUGAGAGAGUGGCAAAUUUGGUUAACUAAAAAUGGAUUGGCUUAUUUGAUCAAAUAUAAGUUUUGUAAUGCUUAGGUUGUUACUAGUGUAAUGAUAUAAGUAGGACACAUGACAUCCCGGCAACUUUGAGAAAAAACACUUUAUAUCAGAGUUGUCCCUGUUGUCACACUUGUAUCUGCCGUCUCAUUGGCUAGAAUGGCAGCCUGGGUCUCAUACACUAGACAUAACAUAGUAAAUGUAAAUCCGGGACACUCACAUUAGUAUGAUAUGUUAUGUUUGGUAUGGUUACAUAAGACAGAAGGUUACUUAAGGCAAAAAGAAAGGAGGGUGUAUAACGCGAAUGUCUAGCAACCCAAAGGUUGCGUGUUUGAAUCUCAUCACGAACAACUUUAGCAUUUUAGCUAAUUAGCACAUUUUCAACUACUUACUUAUUUUUAGCUAAUUUGCAACUACUUAGCAUGUUAGCUAACCCUUCCCCUAACCUUAACCCUUUCAGCUAACCCUUUUCUUAACCUUAACCCUUUAAUCUAACUCCUAAACUUAACCGUAACCCCUAGCCUAGCUAGAGUGGCCAAUGGAGUAGCCUAUCUGGUCAAUAUAAUGGAUAAUCUGUGGGGAGGCGUGCCCUGCUGAAAUCGAACCAUAAUCUGCAUCUCUUUUCCAUCUCUUUUCCAUAAAAUAUAUGUUUGAAUUGUCAAACUAGUUUUCAUUGGGAAUGCAGAUCUUGGGGUCUAUUCAAUCUGUAUAGAUGAAGCACUAUAGAUUGCAUGAUAGAAAUGUCAAGGUCAUUUCCGAUUGAGCCGACAUAUGCAGCGUUUACCAUGAAUCCAGUCUCCGCUAACACAGGAAUAUUGCCUUUACAUUUCAAUUAUGCUGUAAUGCCGAACUUCCGCAAUAUGGACUGAAUAAAGCCCAAAACGUUUGUACCAAAAGCAAUCACAUUUGCAUGUUAAAACAAAGAAUCCUACAUUACUCCACAUGCUUAACAUACUUCACUUUUGAUUUGCGCCCAAUUCGCCGUUGGCCAGAGCGGAGGCAGCCCGUUUCCAAAUGAAUGCAAUCACUUUGCACCCGGGCCAUCUUAAUCGAAUCCCCUUACUGACCUUGCUCAUGAAGUAGAUUGAAACACAGCCUAUCAACUCUGUGAACAUUUUGUCUUAUGUUUUCCAGAGUAUAAGUACGCAUUCGACAAGAUCGCCACCCUGAACCAGGGAACUUCCUAUGACUACAACUCUGUCAUGCAGUACCACAGGUCAGCUAUGAUGUCUUUAUAAUCAUUACAAAUAUUUCUGGAGUGGACCCUUAUUGUAUUGUAAGUGCUAUUACUCCAUCCAUUCCUCAGUGAGCUUUCAUUCAGGCCAAGCUAUACUGUACCUUCAUUAGUGACAUUGUUGAGUAGACCUGAAUAUUGAUGUAUUGUGAUUUGGUGUGGUUACAGGUACGCCUUCUCCAAGAACAACCGCCCCACCAUGGUGCCUUUCCCAGACAGUAACGUGUCUUUCGGCGAAGCCACUCAGAUGAGCAAGAACGACAUCGACAGGCUGAACAGGCUGUAUGGCUGCUGUGAGUACUGCCACACUGAACAAUUUACAGUACUUGGGUUUGGAUGAUUCAAUCUAGGCCAAGGCUGCUCUUCCCAAGAGCUAAUAUAGCUGUAAUAUAUCUAGAGCUUAAUAACUGUGAGAACUGUGACAUUGAGGGUGGGAGAAUAUAUCACAAUGGACAUAGCUUUAUGUGUAGGAUUAAAUAAUCACACAUUUUCUCUCCCCAAUAGAAACAGUUGGAUACCUGUGGUCUCACUUCCGAUGGACUCAAGAUCAUUCCGCUGAAGGAGUAG